Mangifera indica (mango) is the source of this 2768-nucleotide messenger RNA. RefSeq names its product potassium transporter 8-like. Gene Ontology annotation, biological process: potassium ion transmembrane transport. The record is from RefSeq and is a predicted model, not a curated record. Bases 354 to 2684 code for a protein of 776 amino acids. Gene Ontology annotation, molecular function: potassium ion transmembrane transporter activity. Lineage: Eukaryota; Viridiplantae; Streptophyta; Magnoliopsida; Sapindales; Anacardiaceae. Gene Ontology annotation, cellular component: membrane. The transcript has 8 exons.
GGUCAUAAAUAAAGAAAAGAGGACCUAAAUUUCGUAUUUUUUUCACGUAUAAAGCAAAGCAACUCUCUUUCGAAUUUGGAGGAUAUUAUAUUAGUCUAUAUUCUAUAUAGCUGGAAUUCCAAAACUAUUUUUGCUGUGUUUCGUAUCUGCUCUUUAUUUGUCUACAUUGGUGGGUCUUGACUAUUCAACUACUUUGUAUAUUUUCUUAUAUAAAAGGGAAACUAGUCUGUCUCAUUCUAUUUUUUUCUUAACUUGCUUGAAUUGAACUGAGGAGGGUGUUAAGCCAUUUGGGUUGUCUGUUUUAAGCUUGGAGUUGCUUCAGAAAUGGAUUGUCAGUGAUUCAGUGACACUCAAUGAUGGAUCUUGGAGGUGUUAUCAGUCACAAUCCAGUCAAGCAGAAAGAUUCAUGGAAGACAGUGUUAACCUUGGCAUUUCAGAGUUUAGGUGUUGUGUAUGGGGAUUUAAGCACUUCUCCUUUGUAUGUUUACAAAAGCGCUUUUGCUGAGGACAUACAACAUUCAGAGACUAAUGAAGAGAUUUAUGGGGUGUUAUCUUUUGUGUUUUGGACUUUGACGUUGAUACCACUGGUGAAAUAUGUAUUUAUUGUGCUUAGAGCUGAUGAUAAUGGUGAAGGUGGCACUUUUGCUUUAUAUUCAUUGCUGUGUAGGCACGCUAGAGUUAGUUCCUUGCCCAAUUGUCAAUUGGCGGAUGAAGAGUUAUCAGAGUACAAUAAAGAUGUGAUUUUAUCAAAUGAUAAAAGCCUUACCGGGUCUCGCUUAAAAUCCAUUUUGGAGAAGCAUAAAUUUUUGCAGAAGGUGUUGCUUAUUUUGGCUUUGAUUGGAACUUGUAUGGUCAUUGGUGAUGGGGUUCUUACACCGGCAAUUUCUGUUUUCUCUGCAGUGUCUGGGUUGGAACUGUCCAUGUCAAGGGAGCAACACCAAUAUGUUGAAGUCCCUGUUGCUUGUGCGAUACUGGUGUUUCUGUUUGCCCUUCAACAUUAUGGGACUCAUCGAGUGGGAUUUUUAUUUGCUCCUGUUGUGAUUACAUGGCUUCUAUGCAUCAGUGCAAUCGGUGUCUAUAACAUUUUCCACUGGAAUCCCCAUGUUUACCAAGCACUCUCCCCAUAUUAUAUGUACAAAUUUUUGAAGAAGACCCAAAAGGGAGGCUGGAUGUCCUUGGGAGGGAUUCUGCUGUGUAUAACAGGCUCAGAAGCUAUGUAUGCGGAUCUUGGGCACUUUUCACAGCUGUCAAUUAAGAUUGCCUUCAGCUUUGUGGUUUAUCCAUCUUUAAUCUUGGCAUAUAUGGGACAAGCAGCUUAUCUUUCAAAGCAUCAUACUAUUGAAAGCAAUUACAGGAUCGGAUUCUAUGUAUCUGUUCCCGAGAAAAUAAGAUGGCCUGUCCUAGCUAUAGCCAUUCUUGCAGCAGUUGUGGGAAGUCAAGCCAUCAUCACUGGAACUUUUUCAAUAAUCAAACAAUGCUCUGCUUUGGGUUGUUUCCCCAAGGUCAAAAUUAUCCACACUUCGUCCAAAAUACAUGGCCAGAUUUACAUUCCAGGAAUCAAUUGGACUUUAAUGUUUUUAUGCUUGGCUGUUACCGUUGGUUUUAGAGACACAAAACACUUGGGGAAUGCAGCAGGUUUAGCUGUUAUAACUGUCAUGCUGGUCACCACCUGCCUAAUGUCUCUAGUUAUUGUCCUAUGCUGGCACAAAAGCAUCUUCCUGGCCGUCUGUUUUAUAUUCUUCUUUGGCUCCAUUGAAGCACUCUACUUCUCAGCAUCUCUCAUCAAGUUCCUUGAAGGGGCUUGGGUUCCCAUUGCCCUUUCAUUGAUCUUCUUAAUUGUUAUGUAUGUUUGGCACUACGGAACACUCAAGAAAUAUGAAUUUGAUGUUCAAAAUAAAGUCUCCAUGAACUGGCUUCUGAGUCUAGGUCCAAAUCUCGGAAUUGUUAGGGUUCGAGGGAUUGGCCUCAUACACACUGAACUUGUUUCUGGAAUCCCUGCUAUUUUCUCUCACUUUGUCACCAACCUUCCAGCUUUCCACCAGGUUGUAGUCUUUCUCUGUAUCAAAUCAGUUCCAGUGCCACAUGUCAGACCUGAGGAAAGGUUCUUAGUAGGAAGAAUUGGUCCAAAGGAGUACCGGCUGUAUAGAUGCAUAGCACGCUAUGGGUACCAUGAUGUCCACAAGGAUGACUUGGAGUUUGAGAAAGACCUUACUUGUAGCAUUGCAGAAUUUAUUCGGUCAGAGGGGCCACAAGGCAACCUAGGAAUAGAAACUAUAGAAAGUGAUGAAAAAAUGACUGUUGUUGGGACUACUUCCUCAAAUUUGGAUGGUGUAAAAAUGUGCGAAGAUGAUGGUGUUUCUGAAAUUGUAGGCUCUUCAGAGAUGAGGGAGCCAAAGUGCACAGAGAAGACAAGAAAAAAAGUAAGGUUUAUUUUGCCAGCGAGUCCACAGGUCGAUCUCAGCACACAAGAGGAGUUACAGGAGCUGAUGGAUGCAAGGGAGGCAGGAAUGGCGUUUAUACUUGGACACAGCUAUGUUAGAGCAAAAUCAGGGUCAAGUCUGAUGAAGAAAUUUGUGAUAAAUCUGGGGUAUGAUUUCCUGAGAAGAAACUCCAGGGGACCAACUUAUGCUAUAGGAAUUCCUUGUGCAUCGACUCUAGAGGUUGGGAUGAUUUACCAUGUUUAAUUUUGAGCAUACAGUAUAUUUGUGUAUUCAAUUACUUUGUUUCUUACAAUCAUAUUGUAUAUGAAAGAUCACUGUUUCUCACAA